CAAUGGAAGCAGCUUACGCGGCAGCAGGAGGAUCGGCGUCGCCGUCGCCCGCGGCGUCAACGCGACGCUUCUCUUUGACGUCGCCUUCGCGCCGCUAUGUCUUGCCUCACCGGUCACCUCGUCGGUCUUGCUUGUCGCUUAGACUGGUCUCAGAUUCCAACAGGUUCCAGUCUAUCCAAAUCAGAGCUUCUAAAGAGACAUCUAGUCCUUUCGAAACUGGAGACACAUUUGCUGUCGUGAAGGAGAAGUGGGAUGCUAUUGAAGACAAAUCCUUAGUCUUCCUUUAUGGUGGUGGAACAAUAGUUGCCGUCUGGUUGUCAUCCAUUGUAGUUGAUGCUAUCAACUCACUCCCUCUGCUGCCAAAGGUCAUGGAGUUGGUAGGUCUUGGAUAUACUGGAUGGUUUGUCUACAGAUAUUUGCUCUUUGAGUCAAGCAGAAAGGAAUUGGCCAGUGAUAUUGAAGCCUUGAAGAAAAAGAUUGCUGGAAGUGAAUAAGGCUACAGAAGGAUGGGAACUUGUGUGUCUUAGUUCUGGAAGUAUCUGAGAAGUCAAUACGUCCGGUGGAACAUACCCACUUCCUGCUGCUGCCGGGGAUGCCGGCAGGCCCAAGAACAUCUUCUCGGAGUUUAUGGAAGCAACCCACGUGCUCCAAGAACUUGUGAUCUUGC
Rhodamnia argentea is the source of this 667-nucleotide messenger RNA. Its product is annotated as protein CURVATURE THYLAKOID 1A, chloroplastic-like. The transcript is spliced from 6 exons. Gene Ontology annotation, cellular component: thylakoid; chloroplast thylakoid membrane. The record is from RefSeq and is a predicted model, not a curated record. The coding region runs from base 3 to 494 and encodes 163 amino acids. NCBI's taxonomy places the organism in Eukaryota, Viridiplantae, Streptophyta, Magnoliopsida, Myrtales, Myrtaceae.